AUGAAUACUGAGACCAGAGAUUUUAGCCCCCAAUUCGGACCAACUCAUGUUGUCAAUCCACUGACAACUCAUACCCACACCGCCAUAGUUUUACACGGCCGAGGCAGCAAUGGCCAAGAGUUUGCUGAAGAGUUCUUUUCGUCUCACCUAUCUGACAACAAGUCCCUAGCCCAACGGCUACCUGGAUGGCGCUGGGUAUUUCCUUCGUCUCCAGAGCUUUGGAGCACUACAUUUCAGGAGUUGAUGCCGGCUUGGUUUGAAGCCCACUCACUAACUGAUAUUACCGCCCGUCAAGAUCUCCAAACUAGCGGCAUUAGAGCAUCUGUCAAGCACAUUCAAAAAGUGAUAGACGAUGAAAUUACGAAGCUCACUGGCAAUGCUGGCAAUGUACUCCUUGGCGGUAUUAGCCAAGGUGCCGCGAUUGGGAUGUGGUGUCUGCUCUGUUCGAGAUCUGAGCAUCCCAUCGGAGCAUUCUUCGGUUCGAAUACCUGGUUGCCAUUUGCUGCAAACAUAGAACGGAUGAUUGGUCUACGCAACAAAAACCGUGGCGAUGCCAUAGAGUCAGUAGCAGCGGAACAAGAGUUUGAUCGUUUUGUUAGUGGGUUGCUGGCAGACGACCUCCCGGCCGCAAAGGUUUUCCUUGGCCAUGGGGCUGAUGACGCCUAUGUUGAUGUUACACUUGGACGACAAGCCAGAAAUGUGCUUUCAAAAGCUGGCUUCGAAGUAGACUGGAAGGAAUACUCUGGCGCCGAAGAAGAGGGACAUUGGUUCAAAGCCCCCGAGCAGAUGGAUGACAUCUACCGAUUCAUCGUCGACAACAUGCCAGGUUGA
Molecule: messenger RNA, 831 nt
Organism: Pochonia chlamydosporia 170
Lineage: Eukaryota; Fungi; Ascomycota; Sordariomycetes; Hypocreales; Clavicipitaceae
Product: phospholipase/carboxylesterase
Exons: 1
Coding region: 1-831 (276 amino acids)
Biological process (GO): protein depalmitoylation
Cellular component (GO): cytoplasm
Molecular function (GO): palmitoyl-(protein) hydrolase activity; carboxylic ester hydrolase activity
Source: RefSeq, a predicted model, not a curated record